Molecule: messenger RNA, 462 nt
Organism: Capsella rubella
Lineage: Eukaryota; Viridiplantae; Streptophyta; Magnoliopsida; Brassicales; Brassicaceae
Product: gibberellin-regulated protein 7
Exons: 2
Coding region: 27-353 (108 amino acids)
Source: RefSeq, a predicted model, not a curated record
ACUUGAUACUUUGAUCGAAACUAAACAUGAAGAUAAUUGUCUCCAUCUUAGUCCUAGCCUCACUUCUUCUAGUCACUUCAUCUCUUGCUUCAGCUACUUUCUCAGAUGCUUUUGGUAGCGGCGCGGUAGCUCCAGCGCCGCAGAUGAAAGAUGGACCGGUGUUAGAGAAAUGGUGUGGACAGAAGUGUGAAGGGAGAUGCAAAGCAGCAGGGAUGAAAGAUCGAUGUUUGAAGUAUUGUGGGAUAUGUUGUAAAGAUUGUCAAUGUGUUCCUUCAGGGACUUAUGGGAACAAACAUGAGUGUGCUUGCUAUCGUGACAAGCUCACUAACAAAGGCACUCCAAAAUGUCCUUAACUGAUUCUACUACUUCUUUCCAACCAAUUUUUUUUUUUUGAAUAAAUAAAAUGAGAGAGAUCUAGUGAACAUGAUGAAUGGAUCUUUUGCAUAUGAGUCUUUUUUUCUU